This is a messenger RNA of Chenopodium quinoa (quinoa), 2793 nucleotides long. RefSeq lists its product as uncharacterized. The record is from RefSeq and is a predicted model, not a curated record. The transcript has 2 exons. NCBI's taxonomy places the organism in Eukaryota, Viridiplantae, Streptophyta, Magnoliopsida, Caryophyllales, Amaranthaceae. Gene Ontology annotation, cellular component: chromosome. Gene Ontology annotation, molecular function: DNA binding. Bases 1481 to 2611 code for a protein of 376 amino acids.
CCCUUUUUUGUAUAAUGAUUUUAAUGAUCAAAUAAUAUUAACAAAUCUGGAGUUAGCUUUUGAUUUAGAUUUUUAAUUUUUUUUUUUAAUACAAUAUAGUGUUUUAUAAGCCAUUACUCAUUAGAGGAUAAUAUAAUAUUGUAGCAUAAAAUUCCAAACCUUUUCAAUAUAAAUACUUUAUAAUUCAAAUUAAACCCUUUUGUUUUACUAUUGAUAAAAUAUACCAAAAAAAAAGAAAAAAUUAUUUUACGGUCAUAACGGGUUACAGACUUACGGAUUAUAAACGAUUCAGUUAUAACAAAUUACGGGUUGUAAACGGUUCGAUCAUAACUUACUACGGGUUAUAAACGGUUAAAUCCUAACCAGUUACAGGUUGUAAACGAUUUGGGUUUAUCGAGUUUUGUUAUGCUUAAACGGUUUCGGUUUACAAUGGGUCGAGUUGCUAUUGGGUUCAAAAGUACUCGGUUUGGGUUGUUCUCGGUUUUGGGUUGUAUCAGCUCGGCUUGAUAUUGGGUACGGUUCAUUAAAGGUUCUCAAACAUUCGGAUUGGUCCAGUUUCAGGUUUUAAAAAAUCGGGUCGGGUCGAUUUACGGUUUUAAAAUAACAGGUUCUAAGCGAUUCGUUUCCUUUUUGGAACAGUUCAAAACGAUUCAAAUUCACCAGUUCAGUACGAUUUUUGACAGCUCUACCUCUAUCAUAUCGGUGUGAUUUACAACCUUCAUCGACGAUGGGGUCUAUAAAUCUGUUGUAGCAAUGCAUAAAUUUUCAGUCUGAUUCACUAGAUUUGAAAAUAAUUCAACCCACCUCUUUAACACUAUCCUUUCCCACUUUCCCGUUAUUUCAAAAUUUGAAAAAAAAAAAAAACCUUUCUCAAAAUGUAUUUAAAGUUACGGAGUCCCAACACUCCUUUUGUCCCUCUCUUCAAAAAAAAAAAAAAAUAAGGUUCUUCGACUUCUUCCCAAACUCCUCUGGAUUCAUCCCAAUUUACGUUUAAUUCUUCUCUAGAAUUUUCUUUGUCGCCCUACUUCGGUUACGUUAUCUCCUACAAUCACUUUGUUUGUUUUUAAGGGAAGAUUUUAGGUCUUACUUUCUCCUUUGUUCAACGUUUAUUUUAGUUUAUUAGUUGUUAUUCAAUUGUGAAUUUUUUUUUUUUAUUGGUGAUGUUGUAUUUUUUUUUUCUUUUCAGAAUUUUCUGUAGAUGUUGUUGUUGAGGAUGUUCGUUUCGUAAUGGUGGUGAUUAAUUAAUGCAAAUAUAGGGAAUUAAUUUAUAAUUGAACCAUUUUUAGGGAAAUCGUUCCAGAAUUUUGUGUGAAACUUAAUAUAAGUUAUAUUUUGAGUUUUGUUGUUUCCAAACGAACAAAUAUUUUAAAUGGCUUAAACGAAGUGCUUUUGUUUUGAUGAUUGGUUAUUCGGUGGUGCACCACUGCACCACUAUGCAUUUACUCGUAGAUAAGACUAACAGAGUACUUCUUUUGAAAAAAUGUAUAGGAACAAAAAACUUGGGCAUAGCUUUUCGAUGGAUAGUGAUCAUAGUAGCAGCAGCAGUAGUGGUGGUGAUUCAAUAGUGGAAUGGGAUGAGGAUUCACUGAUUUCGGUUUUCAUAAAACCCUUUUUGGCCCGUCCAUUUACUCUGGAGGGCUGCAAGUUCCGUCCGUCUAAUACCUUUGGUGACAUCAGGGCUGCCAUUGUUCGUGAAUCAAGGCCUGACCUCAAUGAAUUUAAUGACCCUAAAACAGACUUCCUACAGAUACCCGGUGAUUUCGGUGUAUUGGAGGAUAAUUGGACAAUAGAAUCUGUAUUCAAGAGCUGUUGUGCAGAUAUUACCAUAUCUAUCGUCCCCGCUGGUCUGAGACCAGGCCACCUGACUUGCCUGAUUCAGAUGUCGGGGAAUACCAUGAUUUUGAUUUUUUUCACUAGGAGGCCUAGAACAGAGAUGCUACCCUUCCGUGCUGCAACUUCACUCCCUGUCUUUGAUGGCCCUUUGGAGCUCAAGACCUGCGGCGGUCGUCCCCUUUCUAUUGACAACCUCCAAGAUUUUGGCUCUCUUUACACCUCUGCUACCCAUGUCCUUUUGACUCCCAGUUCUCGGAUUUGGGGCAUUCUGUCAGCCCUAAGUGACUCUAGAUACCUUGUCGUUCACGUCAGCUGGGACAGACUGUCCUAUCUGUUUCUCCGAGUUAUUAAGGUAUUCUACCCUGACAUGCCUUUUGUCGCUGUCACUGAUCUUACCCCCCACCAGCUUGAGCUGCUAACAUUCCUUGACACUCCUCAGCUUCAUAUGAAUUACCUUUAUGGUUGGGAUAUACUCGACGAAGCUGAGGAAUUUUGUGUUAAUCAUAUUGAGCGUUUGGACAUCAAGUGGCUUGGAUUAAGGCCUUCGGACCUUGAACGCUUUCCUGCUGAUGUCUUUGAUGGUCUGGCCUUGCCCCGGCCACGUGACUUUGAUAAUGUCCUAUCCAAGAUCAAGUGGAAUCUGCAUUUCAGUAGGAACAAAGCGUGGAUUAGAGAAUUGGAGCUCUUCAAAGCGAAUCAAAAGUGUGUAAUGUUCCAGCCUAGAGGCCCUCUAAAAAAUAUACUAUUCAAGAGAUUGUUUGAGAUGGAUUGUGUUUAGCUUCCACCUUAACCCAGCUAGUAAUGCCAAUGUCAUCUCGGAAAAUUUUGUGCCCUUGUUUGACCGUGCAAUGCACGAUUUGUAAAUCAAUUUACUGCGUCUUAAGUUUUUGAAAAAAAACAUUAUUAAUCCCGUAGGGAAAAAAAUAAGUAAUAUAAUUCAAUUAGUAAUAAAGGGUUCAU